Messenger RNA from Gekko japonicus, 559 nucleotides. Its product is annotated as protein APCDD1-like. The transcript has a single exon. NCBI's taxonomy places the organism in Eukaryota, Metazoa, Chordata, Lepidosauria, Squamata, Gekkonidae. The record is from RefSeq and is a predicted model, not a curated record. Gene Ontology annotation, cellular component: plasma membrane. The annotation marks the transcript as partial. Gene Ontology annotation, biological process: negative regulation of Wnt signaling pathway. Gene Ontology annotation, molecular function: Wnt-protein binding.
GUGUGAGGUUCGGCCAGGACCAGAAUUCCUCACCCGUUCCUAUAUAUUCUAUGCCAACCGCCUCUUCAAAGCCUAUCAGUUCUACUAUCGAGACCCUUCAUGCCGGGACCCCACCUACUCCCUAGUCAUCAAAGGCAAAAUCCGGCUCCGCCAGGCCUCCUGGAUCACCCGUGGUGCUACGGAAGCCGACUACCACCUUCACAAAGUUGGCAUCGUCUUCCACAGCCAAGGGGCCAUGCAGGAAACGGUUGCCCGUAUCAACCAGACGUCGGGAGAGCAGUGCAGUGGAUUCUUGUCACCUGGGCGGACAUGGACACCAGGUGCCCUCUAUGAGCUUCUGAGUGCCAAAGCAGAGCGGGAUUGCACAGCCGGUCUGGGAUUUGCCAUGCACGAACUGAGCCUGGUACGGGUGGAGAAGUACGAGCAGCCCUUGCUGCUCCAGAAAAGCCAGGGCAGCAGGGACGUGGAGGAGCUGUACCUGGGGGACAUCCACACAGAGUGGUCAGAGAGGCUCCAUUAUCGGCCAACAGGAUACCAGCGCCCCCUGCAGAAUGCCAUG